Molecule: messenger RNA, 3034 nt
Organism: Vespa velutina
Lineage: Eukaryota; Metazoa; Arthropoda; Insecta; Hymenoptera; Vespidae
Gene: Alp4
Product: alkaline phosphatase 4
Exons: 8
Coding region: 360-1910 (516 amino acids)
Biological process (GO): dephosphorylation
Molecular function (GO): alkaline phosphatase activity
Source: RefSeq, a predicted model, not a curated record
UCGGUAUUAGCGUUAACACGGUAUCACGAUACGACCGGCUGUGUUUCGUCGGUCCUUGGACUCGGUCGGCGAGAAAUCACGACAGAAAGAACGAACAAUAUAACGAUAAACAUACAGCAAUAUCAAUCAUCUCGAGAUUGAAAAAUCAUAAAUAUGAAACGUCUCGUCGUGCUAAUUUGCAUAAUACUAAGUCUUCAGGAUUCCACGGCCUUACGAAUGGGAUCCAUGGAUUACGAAGGUAGAGAUAAAAGGGGAGAAAAAACUCGACAUAAAAAGAAACAGAAAAAGUGCGAUUGUUAUCGCGAAAGAAAAGAAUUAUUCCAUUGGCAACGAAGCGAAACUCUGAUCUCUUAUCAGACAUGUCCUUCUGGAUGAAGUCCGGACAAGAAAAUCUUCAAAGGAUCUUGGCACAUCGGGACAUCGAGAAUCGUGCCAAGAACGUGAUCGUAUUCAUCGGUGAUGGAAUGGGCAUUAGCACGAUAACAGCUGGCAGAAUUUUGACGGGACAGUCGAAGGGUCUCUCUGGUGAAGAGUACAAACUCGUUUUCGAAGAUUUCCCCAGUACUGGCUUUUCCAAGACAUACAAUGUUGAUAAGCAAGUACCAGAUUCAGCAGGCACGGCCACAGCGAUGUUUUCCGGCGUAAAGUGCCGAUAUCGUGUUAUCGGAUACGAUGCUAAGGCACGUUACAAUCAUUGCGAUAAAGCGAUCAAUCAAUUGAGUAAAUUAACCACGAUCGCCGAUUGGGCCCAAGAGAGUGGUAUGGACACAGGUUUCGUCACUACGACCCGCGUGACCCACGCGACUCCAGCGGGGCUCUAUGCUCACGUGAAUAAUCGUGAUUGGGAGUGCGAUUCGGAGAUACCAAAGGAGUAUCGAGAAUGUACAAAAGAUAUAGCUAGGCAGCUCGUCGAGGACGCACCAGGAAACGGUUUCAAGGUGAUAAUGGGCGGUGGAGCUCAACAUAUGGGUAUGACUAUGGAAAAGAUCGACAAAGGUACUUGUACCAGAAACGACGGUAGGAAUUUGGCCGAGACGUGGAUAAAAAAUAAUCCCGAUGGGAAAAUGGUGACCGACGUUGACGAACUAAUGUCCGUUGACAUUGGUAGUACCAGCAAAAUUAUGGGGAUUUUUGCACCUAGUCACUUGCCUUAUCGCGCUGAGAAGAAUAAAAACGUUCCGUCCUUGGCGAACAUGACGAUGCAGGCUAUCAGAUUGCUCAGAAAAAAUAAAAAUGGAUUCCUCCUGAUGGUCGAAGGUGGAAAGAUAGACAUAGCACAUCACCAAAACUAUGCAGAGCUGGCACUUCGCGAAUUAUCUGAACUUGAAGAAGCUGUGAACGUUGCCUUAAAACAGGUGAAACUGGACGAGACUUUGAUAAUCGUUACCGCCGAUCAUUCUCAUUCUUUUACGGUGAAUGGCUAUCCUGAUAGAGGCAACGACAUACUUGGAUUAGCAAGUAACAUGGCCAAUCCGGAUAACCAAAGAUACGAAACACUUACUUAUGCUAAUGGUCCAGGAUUUUUUUAUCAUCGUCGAAACGACAGUAAUAACGUCAAUGAGACCUGGAUAAACAUAGAAGAAAGCAGAGAUCGUGACGAUAUAUUUUAUAUGCACAUGGCUGCUCAAUAUCUGAAGGAUGAUACUCAUGGUGGUGAAGACGUUGGAGUUUACGCUAUUGGUCCCUACUCUCAUCUCUUCCGUAGUACAUUCGAACAAAACUACAUAGCUCAUGUGAUAGCUUAUGCGGCUUGUUUCAAAGACUGGCCAUCGCACUGUGAUAGUGCGUACAGUCGGUACUUUUACGAGUUGUCGAACACGAGGGGACGAUCAACGGCAGCGUCGAGUUUCGCUCCUACGUACACGAUAUUCACGAUACUUAUCUUGAUGUCAACUUUGAUGAGGCCUUGAUGAAGGAUCAUCCUCAUUCGUAGCACUCAGCACAGUAUAUUACAUUUUUCUUUGUCCAAAUCGUAUCAAUGAAUUACCAUAAUCAAAAUUUUAAGAAGCCUUGUACCACGAUUCUCUUUCUCUCUCUCUCUCUCUCUCUCUCUCUCUCUCUCUCUCUAUCUCUAAAUACGCACACAUAAUAUACAUAUAUAUUUAAUUAUUUAUUUCGCGAUAAACAUGCGAUAAACAUGUCAAGUAAAAGUUUUCCAAUUUAUCCAAUAUAUAAAUUAAAAACAUAUGUAUAUAUAUAUAUAUAUAUAUAUAUAUAUACAUAUACAUAUAUAUUUUUAAUUUAUGUUAAAAUUUUCAUUACAAGCUUCUUGAACUUUCCAAACGAACGGUACAUGAUAUCUUGAUAUUAUGAUACGGUUACAAAAGAUUGAAGAAAAAACAUUUUGUUUGUUUGAAUAUAAGAAAUAAUUUUGUCUUUUGUAUCUUUGACAUAAAUCCUUCUUCUUCGAUGAGAAAAGAAUGUCAGAUGAUCAUUAAUCGCAUGCUCGAAUACUGUUAUAUUGCUAGUAUACUCUAAUUAACACGAGGCCAAAUAUCCACAUUGUGAUUGUUACAUUGUUAUUUUGUGUAAUAUUUAUCGAACGGUACAGAUAGUAUUCAACCUGUAUGUAUUUUAAAAUAGUUAUAUAAUAUAAGUAACAAUUUUAAGCCCGCAAUGUAUCCACAUAUGUACUUUCAUAUGUAUGCAUGCAUAAAUAAUCAUUCUGAUGUUGCGACGUCUUCUGUUUAACAUGGCUCUCAGUUGGUUAAAAUACUUUGGGUUUUUAUCAGAAAAUACUUCUUUGAAUUCUGUUGUAAUAUGUUGAGCCAAUUCAAUAUGCAUUAUAUUCGUCGAAUCCGUAUUAAAAAAAGAAAUUUAAAUUACUUUGAGAAAAUAUUAUAUAUAUAUAUAUGCGUUUAUAAUAUUGUAAAAUUUCUCACCUAAUCACAAUUAUUUAAUUUUUGAUAUGUAUAUCCACGUAACCUUGAAGUUUUACAUGGCUUCUGUCACUAUUUGUAUUGUGCUUUUUAAUAUUCUUUAAAUUCAAUGUUAAUUCAAUGUAAAAUAUGUUGAAAAAAUAAAUUUUUUAAAA